GACAUCGAUUUAUCAGUACGAAGCUGAAUCAUUCAUUGAACAGGUUUCUGAUUUAUCUCCUCUCAUUCUAUAAAGAUAGAGACACUUCAUCCCUUAAUUUUUCUUUUUUUUUUAUGAGAGUUAACGGAAAAUUUCAGGGAUAUGUAUCGGUGUUUUUCGUAUUCAAAAUGGACUCUAGUGUCGCUGUCACGGCGAUUGUCCAGUAAUCCCGUGAGCAGCUUGUUGCCGGUGCAUGAUGAGUUCAUAGACAGGCACAUCGGACCUAGAGAAUCUGAGCAGAAAUUGAUGCUGCGGCAGUUGGGAUUUCAAAAUAUCGAUGAAUUGAUCAAUCGUACAGUUCCUCAUAACAUCAGACUGAAUCGCUUGCUGGACAUCGAUGAACCAAAAGGUGAACACGAACUGCUGAAUCAUCUACGCCAAAUAGCGGAUAAAAAUGAAGCCUGGAGGUCCUAUAUCGGAAUGGGUUACUAUAAUUGCCUUGUUCCUCACUGUAUACUACGAAACAUAUUUGAAAAUCCUGGAUGGACGACCCAGUAUACUCCGUAUCAGGCGGAGAUUGCACAGGGCAGAUUGGAAAGCCUUCUCAACUAUCAGACAAUGGUGGCAGACAUCACUGGACUGGAUGUUGCCAAUGCCUCUCUACUCGAUGAAGGAACGGCCGCUGCUGAGGCCAUGUCACUCUCCAUCAGAGUGGUCAGGAGGAAGAAGUUCUACUGUUCGGACAAAGUGCAUCCACAAACCAUAGCUGUCGUCAAAACGAGAGCUAGUGCCAUGGGUGUUCGUGUGAUAGUGACAGAUUUCAAGGACAUAGAUCUCACAAAAAAGGACCACUCGGGCAUUCUUUUCCAGUAUCCGGACACGGAGGGAAAGAUUUGCGAUUUCUCACAACUCGUCAAACAAUGCCACAAAGGUGGAGGUGUUGCAGUGUGUGCCACCGAUCUAUUGGCACUGACAGUCUUGAAGCCUCCAGGUGAAUUCGGAGUGGAUGUUGCAGUGGGCACUAGCCAACGAUUUGGUGUCCCCCUCAACUAUGGAGGACCUCAUGCAGGUUUCUUUGCUGUCAGAAACAAAUUCAUUCGUCAUGUUCCGGGAAGAAUGGUUGGAGUUACCAAAGAUUCUUCAGGCAGCCUGGCCUACCGCUUGACCCUGCAGACGAGAGAGCAGCACAUACGGAGGGACAAGGCGACCAGCAACAUCUGCACUGCUCAGGCUCUUCUGGCGAACAUUUCUGCCAUGUAUGCUGUAUAUCAUGGAGCGGAAGGUUUGAUAAAAAUUGCCAAUAAAGUGAACAAUGCCACUCGGCUGCUAGCAGCAGGUGUGAUAGGUGGAGGAAAUCAAUUGCAGUAUGAAAAGUUCUUCGACACCCUCAAAGUCAUUCCAAAAUCGAGUGUGGCGAGUGUUCGAAAGAGGGCGGAACAGAAGAAGAUCAAUCUCAGAUACUUUGAUGACGAUACGGUGGGGGUAUCGUUGGAUGAAACGAUUGAACGGAAGGAUUUGUGUGAUUUACUCUCUGUGUUCGAAUGUCCCCAGACUGUGGAAGAAUUGGCGGAAUCAUUCGAGAAUGAUCUAAAGAAUACUUUUUUCUGGGGUGAAGAAUUUCAACGGAAUCUUAAAGUACUUUCUCAUCCAAUCUUCCAAAAGUAUCGAUCUGAAGCCAGAUUAGUGCGGUACAUGAAAAUCUUGGAAAACAAGGACAUCUCUCUGGUGCAUUCGAUGAUACCUCUAGGAUCUUGCACGAUGAAGUUGAACAGCACCACCGAAAUGAUGCCAUGCUCCUGGCCUAAACUAGUGAAUAUUCACCCUUUUGUUCCACUGAAGCAAGCCCAAGGUUAUCAAUACCUAUUCAAAGACCUAGAGAGAGAUUUGUGUGAAAUCACCGGAUAUGACAGUAUUUCAUUCCAGCCUAAUAGCGGUGCACAAGGAGAGUACGCUGGCCUGAUGACCAUCAUGUCGUACCUUAAAGCAACUGGUCAAGAGAACAGAAAGGUGUGCCUUAUUCCGGUGUCUGCCCACGGCACUAAUCCAGCGAGUGCCCAAAUGGCAGGAAUGAAUGUACAGCCAAUCAAUGUCAUGCCUUCAGGUGACAUCGACAUCGGUCAUCUCAAAGAAAAGCUUGAAGAAUUCAAAGACAGAGUUGGAUGUAUGAUGAUUACUUAUCCAUCUACAAAUGGAAUAUUUGAAGAAGGCAUAAGGGAGAUUUGCGAUCUGGUGCACUCAUAUGGAGGUCAAAUCUAUUUGGAUGGGGCGAACAUGAAUGCUCAGGUUGGCCUUUGUCGUCCGGGUGAUUACGGUUCUGACGUCUCUCACAUUAACCUCCACAAGACAUUUUGCAUUCCACAUGGGGGAGGAGGACCUGGAGUCGGACCCAUCGGAGUAAAGGCUCACCUGGCACCCUUUUUGCCAUCCCAUCCAAUCAUCGAUCCGUUGGAAGGAUCUACCACCAAAUCAUUCGGAGUGGUGAGCGCCGCACCCUGGGGUUCUUCUGCCAUUCUUCCCAUUUCAUGGGCCUACAUAAAAAUGAUGGGACCCAGAGGACUGAAGAAGGCCACAGAAGUCGCCAUCCUCAAUGCCAACUACAUGUGUAAGAAGCUACAGGACCACUACAGCAUUCUGUUCCACGGGAAGAAUGGAACCGUGGCACACGAGUUCAUUAUUGAUGUCAGAGAUUUGAAGAAGACGGCCAACGUCGAAGCUAUGGACAUAGCCAAGAGACUGCAAGACUACGGUUUUCAUGCUCCCACCGUGUCUUGGCCCGUGGCAGGAUCCCUAAUGAUUGAACCCACAGAAUCAGAAGACAAGGACGAACUGGACAGGUUUUGCCAAGCCAUGAUAAAUAUCAGAGAAGAAAUUCGAGAAAUUGAAAUUGGGAAGGCUGAUACUGAAAUGAACGUCUUAAAGAUGGCGCCUCAUACGCAAAAGGUCAUCUGCUCCACUGAAUGGACUCGACCCUAUACAAGAGAACAGGCUGCAUUCCCUGCGGCCUUUGUGCAUCCUGAGACCAAACUGUGGCCAACCGUAGGUCGAAUCGAUGAUGCAUACGGUGAUACCAAUCUCAUGUGUUCCUGUCCACCCGUCUCUGCAUACUCAUCUGAAUAAAGAUUCAUUUUUUCCCCCAACUGUGCUUCUCAAUUUUAUGUUUUUAAGAAAUCAAUAAAUUUCAUUUAUAUUAUUAA
Molecule: messenger RNA, 3173 nt
Organism: Parasteatoda tepidariorum (common house spider)
Lineage: Eukaryota; Metazoa; Arthropoda; Arachnida; Araneae; Theridiidae
Product: glycine dehydrogenase (decarboxylating), mitochondrial
Biological process (GO): glycine decarboxylation via glycine cleavage system
Cellular component (GO): glycine cleavage complex; mitochondrion
Molecular function (GO): pyridoxal phosphate binding; glycine dehydrogenase (decarboxylating) activity; glycine binding
Source: RefSeq, a predicted model, not a curated record